Molecule: messenger RNA, 2021 nt
Organism: Salvelinus sp. IW2-2015
Lineage: Eukaryota; Metazoa; Chordata; Actinopteri; Salmoniformes; Salmonidae
Product: AP-2 complex subunit sigma
Biological process (GO): intracellular protein transport; clathrin-dependent endocytosis
Cellular component (GO): membrane coat; AP-2 adaptor complex; intracellular membrane-bounded organelle
Molecular function (GO): clathrin-cargo adaptor activity
Source: RefSeq, a predicted model, not a curated record
CUUUAGCUUUUCCUGUACUUCCUGCUCGGUAAGAUAGCGGGCAAUCGGUCGUCAAAACAAUCCUCUCAUUUGGAGAAUUUAUGUAAAAUCAAAUAUAAGUCACCAGGCUAAGGGAAUUCCUAUUUGUUUUAAAACAACUGACUCAAAGAAAAGACAAUGAUCCGCUUCAUCCUGAUUCAGAACCGAGCAGGGAAGACCCGACUGGCCAAGUGGUACAUGCAGUUUGAUGACGACGAGAAACAGAAGCUGAUUGAGGAGGUGCACGCUGUGGUGACUGUCCGUGAUGCCAAGCACACCAACUUUGUGGAGUUCAGGAACUUCAAGAUCAUCUAUAGGCGCUAUGCUGGUCUGUACUUCUGUAUCUGUGUGGAUGUGACAGACAACAACCUGGCAUACCUGGAGGGCAUUCACAACUUUGUGGAGGUGUUGAAUGAGUAUUUCCACAAUGUGUGCGAGUUGGACCUGGUGUUCAACUUCUACAAGGUGUACACGGUGGUGGAUGAGAUGUUCCUGGCGGGGGAGAUCAGAGAGACGAGCCAGACCAAGGUCCUCAAGCAGCUGCUAAUGCUCCAGUCCCUCGAGUAGCCAACAGGGCAGCCAUCUUGACCAGUCCAUCACCCACCCACCAUCAACGUCACUCUGGAAAGGACCCCCUCUCAUUUGCCAUCUUCCACCCCUUACAGAAACCAGGGGCUUAUUCACGAGGGUGCAGUCACAGAACGUUCAGAUAGAAAUGCAUGGUGUAGAACAGACAUCGUUUUCGGUCAUGCAGAAUCGGAAUCGAGUCGGCUCUACACAUUACAUUUCGAUCCGCAACAAUGAGAAAGUUUCAACCUCUUAUGCCCCAGAAAGGCUGUAUUUUGGUGCUGCAGAUAUGGCCCUUAUCAUUUAAUUUCUUAACCACCAGUUCAAGUAAAAUCAUCUGGAUGAGUAUAUUUGCAGCACUGAAAAUACAUGUUCUCUCUAUGCCCUGUCUCAAGCUGGAGGCUGCACUUACGGCAGUUAGAUUAAGGUUGCCAGUUAUUCACCUGUACAUCCCGCCGUCAAACCUAUACUAGUGGAGAGAGAGGAUGACAAGGAUUCACUGUUCUGGCAACCCCAGUGUCACUACAGUAGCUAAAAAACCCAUCAGAAAACCCUUGUAAACUGCCUGUGAUAUCCCUGUCUUCUCUGCACCAUACGUCUUGUCUGGGAGAAUCACAGUUUGAGCUGAGGAGUGACUAAACCACCGCUACGAAUGCCCAUUGAAGCCAUUGACCUCUCGUUGUGGUUCACAGUUCAAUGGAGUGCACUUUAAGUGUGCCGUUGAGAGGUCUGGUAAUGGCAACCUGUGCAGGGUUGUAGCUACUCUCUGUGAUAUUAAAUAACUCUCAGUAUCAUGUCAGGUUGUAUAUCAGACAAUGCGUCUCCACUCCACAUAUGGUGCUUGUUAGUCACAUCCAGAUAUGUUCAACUUUAAAUACACACAAAUACUUUAAGGGAAAUUAUACAGUGAUAUAUAUUUUAAGUAAAGCAGUACUGUGAAGUUUGUUUUGUAUGGUGUACAUAUAUACAGUGUAUCUUAUGCAUAAUAGUGUGAAACCAUUGUCUUUUCCAGGCCUUUCCCCAGCCUGUCUCGUUGUCACCGAGUGUUUUAAUACACAGAUCUGAAUUGGGGGAAAUUCCAUUAAUAUUCCCUGGUCAGCUCAUUCGUACGACAUAAAUGGGCUUUCCAACAACCAGAGGCCAAAUGAUAUGACAAACUCUAGAGGCACUUGUCUAGUAGGUCUGUGACAACACCGCCUUGUAACUCGUCUGUCAUUGUAACCAUGUCCAGUCUUGCACCUCCCAACACAUUACAGGUUUCACAUGUUACUAUUAUGGUUUGUUAGUUUUUUAAAAUUUGGAUUUAGUGCGAUGUACUGCUUCCCCUCUCCUGUCCGAGAUUGUUGAAAGAUGUUGGUCUCCUGUUGCUAUACUACCCAGUCAGUGUAUAUAUAUAUAAAAAUAAAUCAAAGUACUAAAUAAAAUGUUAAAACCUG